Messenger RNA from Dryobates pubescens (Downy woodpecker), 2099 nucleotides. It is a transcript of the gene SYT4, whose product is annotated as synaptotagmin 4. NCBI's taxonomy places the organism in Eukaryota, Metazoa, Chordata, Aves, Piciformes, Picidae. Gene Ontology annotation, cellular component: membrane; synapse; axon. The transcript has 4 exons. Gene Ontology annotation, molecular function: phosphatidylserine binding; clathrin binding; calcium-dependent phospholipid binding. The record is from RefSeq and is a predicted model, not a curated record. Gene Ontology annotation, biological process: cellular response to calcium ion; vesicle fusion; calcium-ion regulated exocytosis. Bases 239 to 1516 code for a protein of 425 amino acids.
AAAAAAAGGGGAAAGGAAAAAAAAAUACAAAACCCCCCAAACAACCACAAAACCAGGCUUGCGUUGGAAAAGACAUUUACCCUGGCGCUGUGAGAGCAGAAAGCCAGGGGAAAGCAGAAAAAGACGCUUGUCACCCGGGGAGGAGUCUUCGGCACCCCGGACAGCACCUCCAGCACCGCCGACAGACUCCCGCACUGCCGGCAGCGGCUCGGGCAUCCCCACUGCGGUCGCCGACAACAUGGCUCCGAUCGCGGACAGCCGGCAGCAGUUCGAUGAAAUUCCUGCAGUGGUUGGGAUCUUUAGUGCAUUUGGCCUUGUUUUCUCUAUCUCCCUUUUUGCUUGGAUUUGCUGCCAACGUAAAUCUUCUAAAUCCAGUAAGACCCCUCCAUAUAAGUUUGUCCAUGUUCUGAAGGGUGUUGAUAUUUAUCCUGAGAAUCUGAAUAGUAAGAAGAAAUUUGGAGCAGAUGAUAAAAAUGAAGAAAAGAACAAAUCAGCAAUGCCAAAGAAUUCUCUGCAUCUUGACCUGGAGAAGAGAGAUUUAAAUGGCAACUUUCCGAAAACAAGCCCUAAAAUUCAGAGCUCUCCAGAUCUUGAAAAUUUGUCUCCUAAGCAUUUUGCAGAAAGGAAGAAAGAUUCAGUAUCCCCUGACAGUUUAAAGUCCACCACUUCCCUGUCAUCUGAGGAUAAACAAGACAAGCUAGGAACGAUCUUUUUCUCCUUAGAGUACAACUUUGAGAAAAAGGCAUUUGUAGUGAACAUCAAAGAAGCACGUGGCUUGCCAGCAAUGGAUGAACAGUCAAUGACUUCUGAUCCCUACAUCAAAAUGACAAUUCUGCCUGAGAAAAAGCACAAGGUGAAAACCAGAGUGCUGAGAAAAACCUUAGAUCCAGCUUUUGAUGAGACCUUCACAUUUUAUGGGAUCCCCUAUAGCCAAAUCCAAGACUUGACACUUCACUUUAUGAUCUUGAGCUUUGACAGGUUUUCCAGAGAUGAUGUCAUUGGAGAAGUCCUCAUUCCCCUCGCAGGAAUUGAACUGUCAGAAGGAAGGCUGCUAAUGGACAGAGAGAUCAUCAAAAGAAAUGUUAGGAAAUCAUCUGGGCGUGGAGAAUUACUGGUCUCUCUCUGUUAUCAGUCUACAACAAAUACGCUUACCGUGGUUGUUUUAAAAGCCAGGCAUCUACCUAAAUCUGAUGUAUCAGGAUUGUCAGACCCUUAUGUCAAAGUGAACCUGUACCAUGCUAAGAAGAGAAUUUCUAAAAAGAAAACCCAUGUGAAGAAAUGCACUCCCAAUGCAGUGUUCAAUGAAUUGUUUGUCUUUGACAUUCCUUGUGAGAGCCUUGAUGAUAUCAGCAUUGAAUUUUUGGUCUUAGAUUCAGAUAGAGGGUCAAGGAAUGAGGUCAUUGGCCGGUUAACCUUGGGAUCUUCAGCAGAAGGAACAGGUGGAGAACACUGGAAAGAAAUUUGUGAAUACCCCAGGAGACAAAUUGCCAAAUGGCAUAUGUUGUGUGAUGGUUAGCAGAGGGAUUGGAACUUGAAAAACUAUAUAUAUUUCCAUAAGCAAGGAGCAGUUUUCUUUCUUUGCUGUGCAUAAUCAAAAGCUUGUAACUGCAAGACUUUUUUUUGGGGGGUGGGGAAAUAAAAAUUGGAUUGAAUUUUCAGAACAGAAGGUAACUAAAUUUUCACAGUAAACAAACAAAAAAAUCUGUUUCAUUAGACUUUGCAAUAAUUGGAUCAGAUUCAUAUUCUUCUGGAGUUUAAGUAGUCUGAAACUUUUGAAGCACUAUGAAUUUCAACAAGAAAGGAAUAUGUUUUAUGAAAAAGUCAUUGGAAACCUUAUUAGUACAGAAGAAGAUAACCUCAUUAAAAUAUAUUACUAUAUCUAAAUAAUAAUUAAAAAAAGCCUCCUGUGGCUCACAGGAGAAGGGAAGUAUGGUGAGUAGGAGGGGAAUUCCUUCUGCUCCUCCAUCAAAAACCUUCUUUUAUGAAAAUUCAAUCAUAAUCACCAUGUUUUGGUUAUUUAUACUUUGAUCAUCCCAAAGACUGAAGAGAUUUUCAGCAAUUUGCUUUACAUAUUACAUCACAUGCAACUAGCUGGAUUU